AUGUCGCGUGCAUCGGCCCGCCCAGUCGCCAUUCCCAUUGCAUUUUCGAUACCCCCCAGCGACGAUCAGCCCGAGCCAAUUCAGAGCUCUGGAGAAUAUAUUCGGCAUCUCCAGAGCUUGACGCAUUUUAAUUCUGACCUCCAAAGAGCCGGCUAUGUCAUGCAGCAGCUAUCGCAAGAGUAUCUAGAUCGCAAGCGGAGGUGUUUUCUAUGCAGCCGUCAUCUUCCUCAUAAGUUGAAAAAGACCAAUUACUUGCCCAAGACGCCAGUUCAAAGAGGGGGAAAUAACGAUGAUGAUGAUGAUGAGGACCUUGGCCAACCUAUCAGUCAUCCCGACCAAGGUGACUCGUCCAAAAAAGCUAAGAAGCCAGUCUUGCACUGCAAGUAUCACCCCGGAAGAGUCAUUCAAAGGAAAUGGACCUGCUGUAGUGGUAUCCCUGGUUCACCUCCAUGCCAGGGCAAAGAAGACCAUACGCCAAAGAUUUACGCCGCCGGUGAGCUGGAAAGAGAAUGGAGAUACUUCUACACACCCAAUUUCCAAUCCAGGGGCGCUCCAGCAGUCGCCGUCGUCAUCGACUGCGAAAUGGGAACAGCUUCCACGGGAGAAUCCGAGCUGAUCCGCGUCUCUGCUGUUGACUACUUCUCAGGCCAUGUCCUGCUCGAUAAACUUGUGUAUCCUGACGUUAAGAUGAUUCACUUUAACACAAGAUUCUCGGGAGUCACUAGACAAGAUAUGGAGAACGCACGACGUACGCGGUCGUGCCUCAUGGGCCGCUCCAGUGCUAGAACGGCCCUCUGGGAGUUUAUCGGCCCCAAUACCAUAGUCAUCGGACACGGCGCCAAUUCUGAUUUCACCUCUUUACGCUGGAUUCACCCAGCCAUCAUCGACACGUACCUGGUCGAGAAAGCAAACAGGCCUCCAGAAGAGGACAAGCAGGACAAGCAAACGGAACAAACGUCCGAGACCACAACCGUUGACCAAGAGCUUCAAAAAGAAGCGGCAAACACCCAGCAAGGGUCCGAUGAGAAGGGCCCUGCGGCACCAAGACAGAGAGGAGGGCUAUCGUUGAAAGCACUGGCGAAAGAGAGGCUUGGGCGAGAGAUCCAAAUCAGGGGCAAGGGACACGACAGCGUCGAGGAUUCAAUCGCAGCCCGAGACAUCCUGCACUGGAACGUCUGCAACCUCCUUGAGCCAUCUUCAUGA
This is a messenger RNA of Trichoderma aggressivum f. europaeum, 1203 nucleotides long. RefSeq lists its product as uncharacterized. Gene Ontology annotation, cellular component: nucleus. The transcript is spliced from 3 exons. Lineage: Eukaryota; Fungi; Ascomycota; Sordariomycetes; Hypocreales; Hypocreaceae. Gene Ontology annotation, molecular function: exonuclease activity; nucleic acid binding. Bases 1 to 1203 code for a protein of 400 amino acids. The record is from RefSeq and is a predicted model, not a curated record.